Messenger RNA from Physella acuta, 792 nucleotides. RefSeq names its product splicing factor U2AF 26 kDa subunit-like. Gene Ontology annotation, biological process: mRNA splicing, via spliceosome. Lineage: Eukaryota; Metazoa; Mollusca; Gastropoda; Physidae. The record is from RefSeq and is a predicted model, not a curated record. Gene Ontology annotation, cellular component: U2AF complex. Gene Ontology annotation, molecular function: RNA binding; metal ion binding.
AUGAAGAGACCCUCUAAGUCUGACCCAUGGUGGAAUCUGCAAAGAUGGCAACAGUCCAUUAUCACCCAGCUGAGGACGAGACACUGCCCGUCUAAGUCAUACCUGUAUGGCCUACAGAUUACCCGUGAUGACCAAUGUCGCCACUGUGAUCUGGACCGUCUGCGAUCACGCCUAUCAUUCCGAUCACCUCGAUCGCCACCCCCUUUACCACCUCUAAAGGAUAAAGUAAACUGUUCAUUUUACUUUAAAAUUGGAGCCUGUCGUCAUGGUGACCGAUGCUCUCGUUUACAUAACAGACCUACCUUCAGUCAGACAAUCCUACUUCAAAAUCUCUACUUAAAUCCACAAAAUGCUGCCCUAACUGCUGAUGGAUCUCAUAUUAUGUUGGAUGAUGUUCGAGCACAACAAGAGUAUGAUGAGUUUUUUGAGGAAAUUUUUGUUGAAUUGGAAGACAAGUAUGGAGAGAUAGAGGAAAUGAAUGUCUGUGACAAUUUAGGGGAUCAUCUUGUUGGUAAUGUCUAUGUUCGUUUCCACAAAGAAGAGGAUGCAGAAAAGGCAGUAGGUGAGCUGAACAACCGCUGGUUCAACCAGAGACCAAUUCACUGUGAGCUUUCUCCAGCCACAGAUUUUAGAGAGGCUUGCUGUAGGCAGGUUUGGCAGUAUGAAAUGGGUGAAUGCACAAGAGGUGGGUUUUAUAACUGUAUGCAUCUGAAGCCCAUCUCAAGGGAACUCAGACGAGAGCUGUAUGGCCGUAGUGGCCGCAAGAAGGGCAGAAAAUCACGAUCCAGAUAC